UUCCGAAUGUAGUAUCAUCCCGAAUAGUUUGUCCAAUCAGAUUUAAGCAUUCGAAAUGUGGAGCGAACUUUGAACACUGUCGGGUAGUGAAAGAAAAUAUUAACUGAAAAUUACUGCUGUUAACUUGAUUCUACGUUAUAACUCGGCCCAACGAAGUGGUGAAAUCAUGGAAGGUGGAAAGGGAAGGGGAAAUUAUGCUAGUGCCUAUAAAUUGUCUCGUUCAUCUACCAAUACCAAGACAAUCAGGCGUGAAAGACGAUCUAUAGAACAGAAAGAGCUUCGUCAAGAGGGGUUAAACAAACGAAGAAAUUUGUGUCACCUUUCUCCUUUACAAGAAGGUGACUUGACAAUCACACAGGACAAAAAUUACAAAGACAAAACUCCUCAGAAACCAAAAGUUGAUGAAAUGACUAGAAAGGGAUCUGAUCGCCUUGAGCAAUUAAAGAAGUGGAAACAGGAGCGUGAGAUGAAGCGCAAAUUAGAAGAAGCUGAGAACAGGAGAAAAAAUCCUGUCUUUCGUGUAAGCAAAGCUGUGGAUCAUGGAGAUAAGAUUUUGUUUAAAAAAUCAGGCACAAAGGUACACCCUGUGAAACCCAAACCUGCUCCAGUGAACACAAAACCAGUCAGUCAUGCAACAGUUGUAGCUCAUCCUAAACCAGCAACCCACGCAAAGCCAACUGGUCAAACUAAUGCCAAAAAGGUAGUCAAAGAGAAGAUAAGCAAGAAAGUGGAAAAAGUCCCAAUUUCAAAGCCAACAGCUUCAACAAGAACAUUACGCAGUGCCAGACAGCCUGUGGCAGCACCUGAGCCAGCAUCAAGAACCACAAGACAGUCGGUCAAAAAUAAAGUAACAGAGUCAAAGUUCAAGGCUUCUGCAGUGCCCAAGGGAGCCUUUGAUCAAUGUCCUGAUACAGUCGGUUCACCAGAAUUGAAUCUAGACAAAGUAACAAGGCGUGGUGACACCACAAUAUUGUCAGCUGAUUCGUUUGCACAAACAUCAGACUUUGGCUUCAAUGCCAGCUCAUUUGUUUUUAGACCACUGAGUCCAGCAAGUGCUGCAGGUUUUCUUUGCCAAACUCAAGAUAGUUCCUGUGUCUCAUUUCUGGAAACAAAUCCAAAAAGGAGCUCCACACCAAAGAAAAACAAGAAAAAAGAGCUGCCUGCUGAGGAAAGUAUCAAUACAACAGUACAGAACCAAAAAGAUAUGAACCUGACUCAAGAUGAAACUAAAAUAAAUACUACUGUGAUGGAACAAAGUGAAAAGAAAGAUAUUGAAUCACCAGUAGCAACAAAUAGAAGUGUUCGCCGUUCAAGGCGCUCUGUUGCAUUUGUUGACAUUGAGGAGAAAGAUAAAAUUGAGCCAUCUGAAAGUGUAGCAUGUGAAAAGCCAAGACGUUCCACUAGAAAUAGGUCAGCAGCAUCAUUGAAUCCAGAGUCUGAUGCAAAAGAAAUGACACCAAAGAGUGGAAGAAAAAGUCGUAGAUCUGUUGUUUCUCCAAAGAGAACAUCAUCUGAUAGUGGUAUAGAUCUAAAAAUACCAUCAAAAGAAAAUACUCCUACAAACAAGAAGAAGCAAAAGUCAAGAAACAAAUCAUUUGGGGGAUUCAGAUUACCAGAUGCUGAAUCUGUAGUUUUGUCAGCCAAACGUAAUCCACGCAGAAAAACAUUGAUGCCAAAAAGUCCGGAAGAGUGGAUUGAAGUUCUAAGUAACAGCCCAAUGGUGGAAAUGACGAGGAGAAAACACAGAUUUGGAAACACAUCUCUGCCAACUCUAAACUUUGAUGAUGUUGACUUAGAUGAAUCAGUCGUUUCUAUGGAAACUGAAAAUGCAGAAGUGAAAGUUUCAGAUGAACAAGCAAUUAGUACACAUUCUGUUUCUAUGGGGGAGAAUGAAGUUUUUUCUAUGGAUAUAUUGAAUGAAUCUAACAAAGAAAAUGAUCCUCAUCCAGAUGUUUUGGCUAAAACAAAUGAGCAGACAGUUGUCCAAGUUGGUGAAGUAAGCAGCACACAGGAUGGGCCACUAAGUGAAGAUAGUAGCAGUGACUCGGAGCAAGAUGUCUCAUAUUUUCGCAAGCUAUUAUGUACAGAGACUAAUAGAUUGAAUGGACUUAGUGAUCAUUGGAAUAUUAUAAAUGAAGAUCCAGAUCUUACUGAAGAUAUUCAUGGUCAGAUUCGAACAACAGUUGGUCAGGCCAUGUUAUUGAUGGAUCAGAGAUUUAAACAGUUCUCUGGUCUAAUAGACAACUGUGAGUUUAAACUCGGAGAGAAAGAAACCACAUGUAUGGACCUUAAGGGAUUCUGGGAAAUGAUCUAUUACCAGGUUGAGGAUGUGGAUAACAAAUUUGCAGACCUUAAAAAACUGAAGGAGAAUAACUGGGUAGAUGAUAAACCUAAAGCAGUUGUGAAGAAAGUCAAGAAAAAGGUUUCAAAACCUAUUGUUAGUAAGCCAGCAGUGAAGUCAAAGUUUGCAGCCUUCCGUGCUCAGAUGUUAAAAAAGAGUGUUAGCUCUCCAGUUGCUUCAAAGACAGAAGAAGAAAAAGUGUUUGAAGUGCCAGGGUUCUUUAAAGUAGCUUCCCCUGUUAGGUCACCAGCAUUUCAUUGUGAAGGUGGUACCCCAAAGAAAAGUACACCUGCAGUCAAUAGUGCAGAGGGGAAGACAUCUAAAGAUACUCUUGCUGCACCAAGCAGUGUUGACAUAUUUACAAAUAGAACUCCCUCUAGAAAGAGUUAUGUUCCUGCAGUACCUAGUCCACUGUUAAAGGACACCACUCCACUGCCAAGGCCUAUGAGGACUUGUACUCAGAAGACACCUAUUCCUAAACGUUUAAUAGAUGAAGUAGACAAUGAACAUCAGUUGGUCCCAGAGAGUGACAAUAAGCGUGUCAAAAGAACACCUGCUAGAAGAAGCCUCCGUACAAGAAAGUCUGUAAACUUUGCUGACGAGGUGAAUGUAGGUCUAGUGUCUUCACCGUCAGGAGAAGGCUCCGAUGAUGAUUUUGCUCGUCUCUUACAACCAUUGUCAGAUAAACCGGUGAAUGAUCAAGA
Molecule: messenger RNA, 3045 nt
Organism: Ruditapes philippinarum (Manila clam)
Lineage: Eukaryota; Metazoa; Mollusca; Bivalvia; Venerida; Veneridae
Product: disks large-associated protein 5-like
Biological process (GO): signaling
Source: RefSeq, a predicted model, not a curated record